UGAUGCUCCUGUCUCAGCCUGAGCAUCAGCCAUUAGCACCAGGCAACCACUUGUCAUUUCUGGCUCCCUGUUGCCUACAAAUGGGAAGGAUAUUUCUAAUCUCCUCACUGUUGUUAGGAGGAUUUAGUAGCAAAGUGCUAACUAAGCAGCCUCUGUGGCUUAUAGUAAACUCCAGGUGGCUAUUUGAUCUUGCUGGCUCCCACCUGCUCUCCUUCCCCCAUGCUUGAUACCUCUGCCUCCUGGAGUCACCAGUCCAGUCUGCAGGGGAUCCAAUAGCAGAUUAGUUUUGAAUGUCUCUUAAUCCAGGAGGUUCUUCCGUAAGUGGAGCUGGGAUAGACUGAUAAGGACCAGCUACUAUAAAUGAACAUAAGUAGUCUAGUGGGUAGACAUUGCAGGAUGGAGCUGCGUACUCCCAAGCUGCUGUUACUGCUGUGGGUGAUGGGCUACAGGUGGGCACACAGUAAUAGUCUGAGUAGAUACACAUCUGUCAUUGAAGUAACCAAUGGUGAUCCCUGGGGCAGCUGGGCAUGGCCGGAGAUGUGUCCAGAUGGAUAUUUUGCCAGUGGGUUCUCAAUCAAGGUGGAGCCCCCUCAAGGCACUCUUGGCGAUGACACAGCUCUGAACGGGAUCAGGCUGCACUGCACUAGGGGGAACCUAGCGCUCGAUACACAUGUUGUGGAGUCUCAAUCUGGGAGAUGGGGUGCGUGGAGCGAGCCGCUGUGGUGUCCCGGUGGUGGUUUCCUAGUGGCUUUCUCACUUCGUGUGGAGGAGCCCCUGGCCCUCGAGGACAACACCGCGGUGAACAACGUGCGCUUCCGCUGCUCUGAUGGCACCGAGCUGGAGGGGCCUGGGCUGAGCUGGGGAGAUUUUGGAGACUGGAGUGACCCCUGCCCCAAAGGCGCGUGUGGCCUGCAGACAAAAAUCGAGCAGCCUAGAGGCCUCCGCGAUGACACUGCGCUCAACGACGCGCGGAUAUUAUGUUGCCACAGUUGACUCUGUUGCU
This is a messenger RNA of Dipodomys spectabilis (banner-tailed kangaroo rat), 1003 nucleotides long. RefSeq names its product vitelline membrane outer layer 1 homolog (gene Vmo1). The transcript has 3 exons. Bases 361 to 993 code for a protein of 210 amino acids. Lineage: Eukaryota; Metazoa; Chordata; Mammalia; Rodentia; Heteromyidae. The record is from RefSeq and is a predicted model, not a curated record.